AUGGGGCGCAGGGCCUGGGUCCCCAGCCCCUGCCCCACAUCCGGCCUGUGUCCACUCCUGCUUCUCCUGCUGCUGCUGCUGCUGGAGCCUCGGGGGACUCAGCCCCAGACUGGCAGGAACCAUAUGGAGGCCCCAGAACCUAAUGCCACAGCCAGCCCUGGGACCCCCACCAUCCCUGUGACCUCUGUGGUUCCUGAAACCCCAGCAACAAGUGUUCCAGAGGUAGAGCCUGAGACAGAAGGAUCCCGAGGUGGGGGGCUCCCUGCUCCACCCCAGACGGCCUCUUCCAGCAGCAGCCCUGGGGGCCAAGUGCUCACAGAGGCUGGGCAGCCCUGCAGGUUCCCGUUCCGCUAUGGUGGCCGCAUGGUGCACUCCUGUACCUCGGAGGGAAGUGCCCACAGGAAGUGGUGUGCUAUAACUCACAACUAUGACCGGGAUAGGGCCUGGGGCUACUGUGUGGAGGCCACCUCACCCGUGGAGGGCCCAGCUGUCCUUGACCCCUGUGUCUCCAGUCCCUGCCUCAAUGGGGGAACGUGCACCAACACCCAGGACCCUGUGUCCUACCACUGCACCUGCCCUCUGGCCUUCACUGGCAAGGACUGUGGCAUAGAGAAAUGCUUUGAUGAGACCCGCUAUGAGUACCUGGAGGUGGGCGACCGCUGGGCCCGUGUGCGCCAGGGCCAUGUGGAACAGUGUGACUGCGUGGGGGGCCAGGCCCAGUGCGAAGACACCCGUCACACAGCUUGCCUGAGCAGUCCGUGCCUGAACGGGGGGACCUGCCACCUGAUUGUGGGCACCGGGACCAGUGUCUGUGCCUGCCCACAGGGCUACGCUGGACGACUCUGCAACAUCGCGCCCGCUGAGCGCUGCUUCCUGGGGAAUGGCACCGACUACCGUGGUGUGGCCAGCACCUCCGCCUCGGGCCUGAGCUGCCUGGCCUGGAACUCUGAUCUGCUCUACCAGGAACUGCAUGUGGACUCAGUGGGUGCUGCUGCCUUGCUCGGCCUGGGUCCCCACGCCUACUGCCGGAACCCAGACAAGGACGAGAGGCCCUGGUGCUAUGUGGUGAAAGACAACGCCCUCUCCUGGGAGUACUGCCGCCUGGCGGCCUGUGGUGCGGGCGCUGCAGGGUGGGAAUACCUGGCCAGAGUUCAGCCCCCACCCCCUGACGUUCUGGCAACCCUGCCUGAGCCAGCCCCGACUGGACGCCCGAACUGCGGGAAGAGACACAAGAAGCGGACGUUCCUGCGGCCCCGCAUCGUUGGAGGCUCGUCCUCCCUGCCGGGCUCCCACCCUUGGCUGGCCGCCAUCUACAUCGGGGACAGCUUCUGUGCCGGGAGCCUCAUCCACACCUGCUGGGUGGUGUCUGCGGCUCACUGCUUCUCCAACAGUCCCCGCAGGGACAGUGUCUCUGUGGUGCUGGGCCAGCACUUCUUCAACCGCACGACAGACGUGACGCAGACAUUUGGGAUUGAGAAGUACGUGCCCUACUCCCUGUACUCCGUGUUCAACCCCAGCGACCAUGACCUAGUUUUGAUCCGACUGAAGAAGAAGGGAGACCGCUGUGCUGUCCGCUCCCAGUUCGUCCAGCCCAUCUGCCUGCCCGAGGCUGGCAGCUCCUUCCCCAUUGGACACAAGUGCCAGAUUGCAGGCUGGGGCCACGUAGAUGAGAAUGUGAGUGGCUACUCCAGCUCCCUGAGGGAGGCGCUGGUCCCCCUCGUUGCCGACCACAAGUGCAGCAGUCCUGAGGUGUAUGGCGCUGACAUCAGCCCCAACAUGCUCUGUGCUGGCUACUUUGACUGCAAGUCAGAUGCCUGCCAGGGGGACUCGGGUGGGCCCCUGGCCUGUGAGAAGAAUGGGGUGGCCUACCUGUACGGCAUCAUCAGCUGGGGUGAUGGCUGUGGGCGACUCAACAAGCCAGGCGUCUACACACGCGUGGCCAACUAUGUGGACUGGAUCAAUGACCGGAUCCGCCCUCCCAAGCGGCCUGUGGCGCCCUCCUGA
Molecule: messenger RNA, 2004 nt
Organism: Castor canadensis (American beaver)
Lineage: Eukaryota; Metazoa; Chordata; Mammalia; Rodentia; Castoridae
Source: RefSeq, a predicted model, not a curated record